Paramuricea clavata is the source of this 411-nucleotide messenger RNA. NCBI's taxonomy places the organism in Eukaryota, Metazoa, Cnidaria, Anthozoa, Malacalcyonacea, Plexauridae. The record is from the annotation of a GenBank genome assembly.
AUGGGGGCCAAUACGUCAAUAAAUGAUAUAGACAUUGCCCAUAGAGUACCUAUAAGAAAUUCAAAUGUUAACAAGCCGAAGCCGAUUGUGUGCAAGUUCACCAGGCGAUUAGCAAAGGAUGCACUCAUGCAAGUCCGUAACGAGGCAAGGAAAAUCAAACCCUCGCAGCUGGGUUUCAACAUCGAGCUUGAUGAGCAGUGCGAUGUUAUCAGAGUUUUCGAACACCUUACGCCAAAGGCUCAAUCUUUACUCUUUGAAGCUAAGAAAUUCCAGUCAGCUCAUAAUUAUUCCUAUUGUUGGGCAAAAUCUAACUCGGUAUAUCUAAGACAACGCGAUGGCUCACGCGCGAUCAAGAUUGUUGAGCUGGAUGAUCUUAAGAAACUCUCAGAAGGAUCCUCAAACACUUAUUAG